Messenger RNA from Cladophialophora psammophila CBS 110553, 2067 nucleotides. RefSeq lists its product as uncharacterized. Gene Ontology annotation, biological process: intra-Golgi vesicle-mediated transport. The transcript is spliced from 2 exons. Gene Ontology annotation, cellular component: COG complex; Golgi apparatus. The record is from RefSeq and is a predicted model, not a curated record. NCBI's taxonomy places the organism in Eukaryota, Fungi, Ascomycota, Eurotiomycetes, Chaetothyriales, Herpotrichiellaceae. The coding region runs from base 1 to 2067 and encodes 688 amino acids.
AUGGAUCCCGGCACCGCACUGAUCAAUUGGCAGCACGCCUUUGAAAACCAUCGCAUCCCACAAACCAGGGUGAUUGAAAAGCAGUUGCGAUCGAGUGCCGCACAAAACAAGGAUAAGCUCAGGGCUCUUGUUGGUGGCAGCUAUCGCGAGCUUUUGGCAACUGCUGAGGCAAUUGUCAUCUUAGAUGCCCAGACGAGGUCCGCAGAGGACAACCUCUUGUCAAUCAGUCACAAUUGCAGACCACCUCAGCAAGAUGCCUCUCCCCGGGCACCGCCAGCCGACAAAGUGGCCCUCGCCCAGUUUCGCCUCCUGCAACGAUGCUGUACGACUGCGGCGUCGUCUCUUCGUGACCGGCAUAUAUUGCGAUGUGCUCAACUUAUGGUUGUCUCGAGGCUAUUGUUGAAGUCACUCGGCGACCAGGACACAUUGACCAGAAGCCUCGACUCCCUGAGGAACAAGCUAGGUGCAGUUCGGCGGCAACUGCUUCUGCGAGUAGAAGCUAGAUUGGUCGACCCUACCUCAGCGUUGUCGGAUCUUCUCGAGUCAAUAUGUUCUUACUGCUUGGUCACCAGCAGCUCUUCUGAGGAUGCGCUCGCGCAUCUCCGCCAGCUGAGGCUUGAGAAAAUCAGGCGUCAACUCGCCGCUUCUCGCAAACAAUCAACGAUUUGUCAAGCUUUGCGGUAUCAAAUCUUAUCCUUGCAAACUUUCAAGUCUCUGAUUGGACGUCCCAUGGUCGAAGCCAUUAAUAACUUGCAGAAGAGACCGAUCCUGGAAGACCCGUCUAUCAGAGACCUAGAGACCCUGGCGCUUGAUCAGACUUUCUCGUUGAUUCCAAAUGAGAUACGAUCAUUCGUCCCCUACUUCAAAAGAAGUGCGCCGACAUUCGAGGAGACACGAGCUAAAUUGGAAACAUGGUCCCGAGAAAGCCUACGAACAUUUUCUGAGGCAUUGCACCAUUGCCUUCCUGCAAUGGACCAGAUAGCCGAAGUGCUAGAGUUGCGAACAGAGCUUUACACCAUUCUCUUAGCUUCUUAUUUUUCAACGCCCGCUGGGUCAGACAUCAAGGAACAGAUCGCCCAGGCGCUGAAUGAGAAAUUGGACGAUAUUUGCCGCAAUCAAAGUGCCCGCCUGGGUCACAUCACGACGCUGCUGCUCGACAAACUUGGCGUCAACAAGUCCACAAAACCAUUAUGGGAUUCAGAGCUUGCGCUGUCAAAUCUAGAAGCCGGAGGAACCAGACUCAUUACAAGAGUCAGAGAACGACAUGAAGGUCGGAACGUGGCAUUGUCCAAAGCUUCAAGGUCAUUGAAUGAAUGGAUUGGCAGUACGAACAGCGCAUUCGACCAAUUUAACGAAAUCACAAAAAUCAGAUGGAGAGACAUUGUUGAAGAGCCCGAGGAGGAGAAUGAAGACGAUGCAUCUGAAUUGAUCACAGAGCUGUGCGAAACCGAGUCAAGGAUGUACUGCAACAAUUUGCAAGACGCAUUGCAGAAGGCGAUACUGGAAUACGAGAUGGGUAUCACCGAGAUUGCAACUCAAGUGGUUGAGGAGCCAAAGACCGUAUCUCAUGCUGUGACCUUGUUGCGCAUCAUCAGACUCUCAAUGACGGGUUUACACCAUGCAUUUCCAGAACAGGCAAAAUUCGGGAAGCUCCCUGAAAUUAUCCACAGACUGCAUCAGGUCGUGGCUAAGGAAGUCAGUCUGCAAUUGACGGCAUCAAGAGAAGGCAAGCGAAAGUCAAUGAAAUGGGGCAAGGACAUGUUACCUGAAAACAUGCCCUCACCGUGUGCAUUCUCGACUUUGCGACAACUUUGCAAGAUAAUGCUAGAGAUCGGUGGGACCGAUUUAUGGUCCCUUCCCGUGGUUGAACUGAUCAAAGAGGCUGUUCGUUCUCAUAUCUUCAGACCAGAGUCGAAGUGCUGGUAUAUGGAGAAUGAGUUUGACGAGGGAUAUCUCAGUAUUGCGUUGGGGCAUGAUGAGACGGCCGCGGCGAGGGACAAAGAGAUGCUGAAGUCUGCAUCUGAGUACUGGACGAGGACAAAGACUUUAUUCGGCGUGCUUGCCUAA